Molecule: messenger RNA, 2568 nt
Organism: Saccharomyces kudriavzevii IFO 1802
Lineage: Eukaryota; Fungi; Ascomycota; Saccharomycetes; Saccharomycetales; Saccharomycetaceae
Gene: FZO1
Product: mitofusin
Exons: 1
Coding region: 1-2568 (855 amino acids)
Biological process (GO): mitochondrial fusion
Cellular component (GO): mitochondrial outer membrane
Molecular function (GO): GTPase activity; GTP binding
Source: RefSeq, a predicted model, not a curated record
AUGUCCGAAGGAAAGCAGCAGCCUCAAAACACUAAUAAAUCGCACAAGGCCUCCACAAAUCAAGAUGAUGAUACAGCAACAGUUGUGCCACAAACUCUUACGUAUUCUCGAAAUGAAGGUCAGUUUUCGACUAGUGACUUUCAAGGAUUGAAUGAUGACCAUACCACAUUAUUUGACGGGGAGGGAGGUCGUAGGGAUGAUGACCUGUUGCCCUCAUUGCGUGAGUCUAGUUCAAAAACGCAUUUAAUUUCUUCUCAACUUAGCCAGUGGAAUUAUAACAAUAAUAGAGUGCUUUUGAAAAGAUCGAUUUUGAAGACACAGACUUUUAUGGAUCAACUUCAAGAAGAAAAUGAUAUUCGUCCAAUUUUUAUCGCUGCCAAUGAUGAGCGUGAAAAACUACACGUUCUACAACUGAAUAUCAAGUUAGAUGGUCAUUAUAAUGCCAGAGAAAAGAGCGGCUUUAACAUGGAAAAAGGAGCUUUAUCAAAAUUAUUUCAAUCUCAAAUCGAAUCGGUCACCAAUCACUUAAGUGCGCUGAAAAAAAGAGUAGAUGACGUUUCUUCUAAAGUAUUCAUCACAGGGGACGUGAAUACCGGUAAAUCUGCUCUUUGUAACUCUUUGCUGAAGCAGCGGUUACUGCCUGAAGAUCAACUACCAUGUACCAAUGUAUUUUCAGAAAUAAUAGAGGCGCGGGAAAAUGACAGUAUUGAGGAGGUUCAUGCUAUACCACUUAAUAUAGCUCCCACUCUUAAGGAAGCCAUUGAUAUGUACUCAAUACAAAACCCAAAAACUUACGAAAUUCAUUCUUUGAAAGAGCUCCCCAAUUUGGUUCCUCAAAAUGAGAAAUAUGCAUUACUGAAGAUUUACAUAAGGGACGAUAAAAGACCUGCUUCUACUAGUCUACUAAGAAACGGCACUGUUGACAUCUCGUUGAUCGACUCUCCCGGGUUGAAUAUGGAUUCCCUACAAACAGCUGAAGUCAUGUCCCGACAAGAAGAAAUUGACUUGGUUAUUUUUGUUGUUAACGCAGAAAAUCAGCUUACGUUAUCUGCUAAAGAGUUUAUUUCUUUGGCAUCUCGUGAAAAAAAAUUAAUGUUUUUUGUUGUGAAGAAAUUUGACAAAAUCAGAGACAAGCAACGCUGUAAAGAGCUUAUCUUAAAGCAGAUCCGUGAUCUAUCCCCAGAGACACACAAACGUGCGGCUGAUUUUGUUCAUUUUGUUUCCAAAAAUGGAGAUGAAGUGCUAAAUCAGCAUCACGAUAAUGACAGUGAUGAUAAUGGUAAUGGGAAGCCUGACAAUGAUCCAUAUUUCAGCAAUGAUCCAGAUCCAGAUUUCGACAGUCUAGAAGAUUCUUUACGCAACUUCGUUUUGAAGAAAAGAUCACUCUCCAAAUUGCUACCUGCUAAAACUUAUUUGUCCAAAUUAUUAAGCGACAUAAUAAUGAUUUCCAAAUCUAAUAUGAAAAUGUACGCUGGGGAAGAAAAAAAAAUUAACAAACAACUGGAGACAUUAAGGCCUGAGAUUCUAAGCGUCAAGACAAAAUGUAGUGAUUUGACGACUUCUGUUGACCAUAUGGCGGAGGAAACAAUCACAAUGACCUAUAACAAUACGAAAGAAGCACUUCUCAGUGCGUUAGAUGUUCCAUUGCACGAAUAUCCGAAGUAUCAAGGCCUCGCUCAAAUUUAUCACUUCAUUUUCUCAACAGAAGAUUACAUAACAAACCAGAUUGACGAAUCGAUAGGUUCUAGUGAACUGUUUGCCAGGGAAAAGACAGAUGCGCUGGUAAAAAGGAUCUAUGAAAUUGGCAAAUCUGAACUUGGUGAGGAUUUCAUGUGUGAACGUGUUUUUAAAAGUGAGUUAAUGUUUAAAAAAAGGAAACAUUUAAUUGGGAAAAGAUUAAGAGUCUCUCUAUCAAUAACUGAUUUGUUUGCUCCAAGUUGGAAGGGAUUUUUAUCCUAUUUAAGUUGGCAGAAACCUGCUACGGCGCCACUGCCGGAUACAGAAAGUCAAGCAAAAAAAAACCAGAAAGGCUUGAUGAAGACUUUGGGUUUAAAGAAUUAUCCUUUGACACAAUAUUGGUCAAGACCAUCAUUACUUUUUACAUCAAAAGUUCCUACGCUAACCUUAUACUUCCUGGGGAGCACAAAAGUUGUAGGAAACAUUAUUUUAAACGGAAUUAAGUUAUCAUCAUGGAGCUCCCUCAAGAAAUUAUCGAUUCCAAUCAUUGUAGUGGGUUCGUUAUUAGGAAUCACCUAUCUAAUUCACGACCUGCCUCGUGCCUUACCAAUGAAUCUUUCAAGCAAAUAUAGGAGAAAGCUCCAAGAGCUAGAUUACAUCCACCUCAACGCCCAAAGAACUUCAAGUGAAGUACGCGAUGUUUUACGUGUGCCUACACGUGAAAUUCUAAGGUCAUGUGAAAUAAUUAUGGACAAAAAGCAAGUCACUAAGAAAGAAUUGGAAAGCAAAAAGGAAAAUAAUUUGCUAUCAAUCAAAUUCUUCCAAUCCCUAUACGAGGGAACGAUGGCUCAAAAAGCAAUGGUGGAAGAGAUAAACCUAGAUAUUGAUUAG